AUGUUUUUUUUUUUCAUAUAUUAAAUUUUAAUGUCUUUAUUCCAAAAUAUUUCUUUUUUAGUGAAUUUUAUCGACUUUUUAAUUUAUUUCUUCUAAUAAUUUAUCUGUCAUUUAAAUUUUUACUUUAGGAUUUUCUAUGCUAUGAAAAUUUUGGUUAUUUAUUCCGAAUUUUUAGUUAUAAUUUAUGUAAUCUUCUUUCUAUUAUUUUUCUUCUUAUUCUUCAUAUUAUAUUCCAAGUUUUUUAUAUAUAUCGCUUUUUUUUGGUUAACUAUUAUCUAUUUUGUCUGCUUAUUAUUAUUAUAAAUGCUAGCUUUUUUCAAGUUUUUUUUAACUUUUAUUAAUUAAUAUUUACUAUGGGACUUUAAAACCACCAGAAUAUGA
Messenger RNA from Ichthyophthirius multifiliis, 381 nucleotides. RefSeq lists its product as hypothetical. NCBI's taxonomy places the organism in Eukaryota, Ciliophora, Oligohymenophorea, Hymenostomatida. The transcript has a single exon. The record is from RefSeq and is a predicted model, not a curated record.